GACACCGCGCACGCACAUCUGCAUAUACCACGUUCUACCUGUGUUCUCCUUCAGUCUGAGUCUUUCGGCUCAAAAACCGAUUUUAUGAGUGAAAGGAGCAACAGUAUAAUGAAUUUGAAGCUGAACAACGAUGUGAAGAGCUCUAUCAACACGGUCAAGUCCCGUGAAUCGAUUAUAAAGGAAGAGCGUCGACGGACGGGGAGGUAUAUAGCGAUCCUCGUGGGCAUCCUUCUCUUCAUAUUGGCGUUUUACCACGCCUGGGUCCGUCGCAUACCUGUGGUGGCCAGUCUGGUGGUCCCGGCGCUCAUAAUGUUCGUGUACGUCGCGUGGGUGUUGUUCACAGCUUCGAGGGACAAACAUAAGUUUCUGGACGCGGAAGCCGCGCUGGCCGCACAGGAAGCCGCUAAUAAUGACGUCACAUCUGAACUGGACCAAAACAAUAUAGAAAUAAAAGUCAUCUCAAGUAAAGAAAAUAGUAUGACAUCCAUAGACGAUCCUGAGAAACUAUUGCCGAACAAAAAUGAUGCAGCGGUGCCUUUAAAAUCAAGCAAUAUCAAAACAGAGGUUGAGAACAACUCCUUGAUAAUGCCAAUAAUACUAGUAAACGAUAAGCCACCUGAAGAUUUCGAUCAAAAAUGGAUAAACAUCGUUGAGACUGUGAAUAGUAAUGAAAAAUUCAAAAGCAUUCACACAAAGAGAAAAAUCAGACGAAGAUUUUGCAGGAGCAGAAAGCACGCAGUAUUCAAGAGGUCUUAUUCUAUUGGUUGAACAGUGAUACUAUCGAAAAAUUACUUUAGGUUUAU
This is a messenger RNA of Bombyx mandarina (wild silkworm), 803 nucleotides long. RefSeq lists its product as uncharacterized. The record is from RefSeq and is a predicted model, not a curated record. Lineage: Eukaryota; Metazoa; Arthropoda; Insecta; Lepidoptera; Bombycidae.